This is a messenger RNA of Porites lobata, 2368 nucleotides long. NCBI's taxonomy places the organism in Eukaryota, Metazoa, Cnidaria, Anthozoa, Scleractinia, Poritidae. The record is from the annotation of a GenBank genome assembly.
AUGAAUGAAUUUACAGUUGGUUCGAAAUUUAGGCCCUGUUCACGCGAAUCGCAUAUUUGUUGCACGGAUCCGUGUGGACCCAGAUUUAAACCACUUACUCUGGAGAGUAGUCUCCAAAAGAUGUGGUUUCCGACGGCGAGCGGAUUCACUGGUUUUGUGUGAGAGAUUUUCCACUUCCCACAGAUUAAACAUUCUUGUACUUCACUCAGUGAAAUCCCUACAAUUUUCAUAUACCUCAGACCAUUCGGGCGGAAUCUCUCCGUUCAGGUCAUUAUAGGGAGUAUCCCUCGGGGGAUUUGUCAUUCCAACUUUUGUAUCUUUUUUUUUCAAAUAAUGUCGUGUUACCAUUUAAAUAAAGCCUCUUUGGCAGAAAUUUUUGGAAAGUACUGCUAUCAUCUUGGUAUAGGACAAAAGAAAUUGGGAUUUUUUUCAUUUUGAAAUUCUUACGGUGGCCGAUAAUAAAAUUGAAAGUGUUAAAGAAACAUGAAUUGUAGUGUAGAGUCUGGACGAUAGCCUAUAAUUAUGGGACUAUUUAAAUUAAUCGCAUUGGCAAUACCUUUGCAUGCCUACUACUUAUUUUUCAGUAUUGUACAAGAUUUUAAUUAUAUCUAUUUUCUUAAAAGUUUGAUUUCAGAAGUGGUUGAGAGGUGGAGAAAACAGAGGACAAAAAGGCAUAUUGUCUCAAUUUCCCGGAGGCAGACAAGCUGGAGAUUGGCAAGAUAACAAUGACUUCAGCAAGUGGUCAGAGUAGGGUGGUUAGAGCAGGAACCUGUUGAGAGUUUCUUUCGCGUCUAAAGACAACUAUCAGUCUAAGAUGCAAACAAUCAAUUAAAACCUAUAAACUCUAAUAUUCAAAUUCAAAUUCGCGUUUGUCAUUCCUAUACAAUUUCAAUAAAAGAAGUGAGAAGAAUUAUUUGAAGUAUCAAUUAGAUUCAUCUUUUGUGAUCAUGUUCUCAAUUUUCAUGACUUAUGAAUAUCUGUUUAAUGAAGCUUUGAUAUUACAGGGAGAAUUUUGAUGCUGAUCAUUCUUAGGGCUUUAACGGUUAAAUCCUACUUGGUCAUGGCAGGAUGGUCAGUAAAGUUUGUUUUUUCGAUAUUAUUCACAGCAUAAAAUUUAUAUCUGUUGUGACAAAAUGGUUCUAAUGUAAGGCGAUCUUGGAGUUGACGGUUUUUAAAAAAGGGAAAUAACCAGAUCUUAAAAAGAAAGUCAACAAGGCAUAUUAUCUUCCCAUAAGUGGACAAUUAAGCAAUUAACAGCCACCCAAUACGGCUAGUACAGCACGUGGCCAGAGUGAAACCUUAUAUUGAUACUGGUUUUCACUUUUGAGUCUAAAAUUUAUUACGUGACGUGUCCAUUCAAAUGAAAUCUCUUCGGCAGUAUUUCGAAAGAUUCACCUUAUUUUUGAAGUUUUAUAGAAUGAAAUUUAUCUCUGUUCUGAGCAGUGUUGUUCUAAUGUAAGGCGAUCCUGUAGUCACGGGGUUGAAAAAAAGAAAUGCCGGAAGGCAAUGAGGUUAAGUAUCUAAGCUCAACUUGCCAGAGGCAGACAUGUUAGCUAUUGUUAACCCUAAAAUAGCUCCAGCAAGUGGUCAGAAUGGGCGCGUCUGUAUUAAAAACAUGGACCUUUAGGCUUUCUUCUUCUAAAUCUGAAAAAUGUCGUGUGAUGCGACCAAUCACAUAAAAUCUCUUCGGUAAUCUCUUCGCAUGGUGCGACUUGGUUUUCGAUAUUUUACAAAAUUUCUGUUUUUAAACAAUUUUUUGGAAGAUAAUACGUUAAAGGGUACACACAGAAAAAAAGGAUCGAAUCUCAAAUUCCCAGAGGGAAGCAGGUUGGUUAAUAGCGAUUGCCUCUGCUUGUAAGCCGGUUAUUAGUCUGUAAUGUCGCAUCAGCUAGUUUAUGUCACUAUUAAAGCUUGUAACAAUUUCACGGGAACGAUUAAAUAGGUAAAAAGUUUCACAGAUGACGGGGGAGGUAAGAUCCCUUCGGACAGCCCUUCAAUCCGACCAUGACGUUCAUCCACUUACGACCAUGUAGCCUUAGUGACUACCGUAACACGCAGACGUUCUUCGGACUUUUUCACGCGUUCCUUAAACAACGUUCGCAUAUCAAUUCCUACCCGGAAAUCGUUUAUUUAUCUUCAACCAUGGAACUUUCAAAUACCGAGAGGGUGAAGAGUUUAUCAGUGCUUUUUACCAGUAACAAUAAUUACAAUAAUAAUAAUAAUAAUAAUUAUUAUUAUUAUUAUUAUUAUUAUUAUUAUUAUUAUUAUUUUUAUUAAGGAUCAAGCUAGGCAAGUACUCCUUCUGCAGUUUUUGUAUUUCCAACAAAGCAAGGACAGCAAUGUUUUCAUUAUUGGUGACAAGUACUGA